Messenger RNA from Penicillium angulare, 1269 nucleotides. RefSeq names its product epoxide hydrolase. The record is from RefSeq and is a predicted model, not a curated record. NCBI's taxonomy places the organism in Eukaryota, Fungi, Ascomycota, Eurotiomycetes, Eurotiales, Aspergillaceae. The coding region runs from base 1 to 1269 and encodes 422 amino acids. The transcript is spliced from 4 exons. Gene Ontology annotation, molecular function: epoxide hydrolase activity. Gene Ontology annotation, biological process: epoxide metabolic process.
AUGACAAAAGCCACUCCGUUCGCUAUAAACGUCCCCGAUGACAAAAUCAAGGAACUACACCAGAAGCUCAAGCUCGCGACCUUUCCCGAUGAACUUGAUGAUGUAGGCUGGAGCAUGGGUGUCCCACUCAACGACAUGAAACGAUUAGUCACUACAUGGCGCGAGAGCUUCGAUUGGCGUGCCCAGGAAAAGAAAUUAAAUGAGCAGCUCAAGCAAUUCACCGUUCCUGUCUGGGUUGAUGGAUUUGGCGAAUUGGAUAUCCAUGUUGUGCAUCAUCGAUCUGAGAAUCCUCGCUCAAUUCCCUUGUUAUUCAUUCAUGGCUGGCCAGGAAACUUCCUCGAAGCUACCAAGCUGAUCCCAUUGCUCACUAAGGGGGACGAUGUCGCAUCAUUUGAUGUUAUAGCGCCAUCUCUUCCUAACUUUGGAUUCUCACAAGGAGCUAAAAAGCGAGGCUUUGGACUGGCCCAGUACGCUGAAACUCUUCACAAGGUGAUGAUUGCCUUAGGAUACGAUGAAUACGUGAUCCAAGGAGGAGACUGGGGCGCCAUCCUUGCCCGUACAAUGACAAUAUACUACUCGCAGCACAUUAAAGCUAUCCAUGUCAACUUCAUUCCCUGUCCUCCACCGUAUCCCUGGCGCAAUCCGUUGCGUUUCCUAUCAUCUCUCAUUAGCGUCCCGUUCUCCGCAAAGGAUCGCGCCUCCAUCGCAAGGACACUGGGAUACAUUACCAUCGACAACGCCUAUUCCAAGCAGCAAUCUUCCCGACCACAGACAUUGGGCUAUGGUACUCACGAUAGUCCUGUUGCAUUGCUGGCGUGGAUAUACGACAAGUUGCAUUCUUGGUCGGAGGGCUAUGCCUGGACAGAUGAAGAGAUUUUGACUUGGGUGAGUAUUUACUAUUUCUCGAGAGCUGGGCCAUCGGCUUCGAUGAGAAUCUAUUACGAAGCUGCAGUGGAGAAGCCAGAGGUCAAUGAGGCGGAUUCGAAUGUGGGAGUGGAAGUGACGAAUUGGACUUCGCUUUCACAGGUUCUUGCGUCUGUUGCGCCUGCAAGUGUUCGAAUUGCGGUGGCCCAGUUUAAGGAAGAGCUGGUUAUGUGGCCUAUGGCUUGGUAUAGAGUUAUUGGCAAUGUUGUGAAGGAGAAUGAGUUUGAUCGUGGUGGACAUUUUGCAGCUUGGGAGGUUCCAGAGUUACUUGCACAGGAUCUAAAGGAGUUUCAUGGUAAAGAUGGGGCGGCGUAUGCUUUGGUAGAGGGAAGAGACGGUUACUAG